Artibeus jamaicensis (Jamaican fruit-eating bat) is the source of this 2691-nucleotide messenger RNA. It is a transcript of the gene ADAM32, whose product is annotated as ADAM metallopeptidase domain 32. The transcript has 25 exons. The record is from RefSeq and is a predicted model, not a curated record. Gene Ontology annotation, molecular function: metalloendopeptidase activity. Gene Ontology annotation, biological process: cell adhesion; binding of sperm to zona pellucida; proteolysis. NCBI's taxonomy places the organism in Eukaryota, Metazoa, Chordata, Mammalia, Chiroptera, Phyllostomidae. Gene Ontology annotation, cellular component: plasma membrane. Bases 1 to 2556 code for a protein of 851 amino acids.
AUGUUCCCCGUAAUGUUAUUCUUUGCUGGUCUCUGUGGAUUGCUCACGUCCACACCCGGUUCUCAGAAUUCAUCUGUCCAGAUUAUAUUUCCAGAGAAAAUCGAAACAAAUACAAGUGAUAAUUCAGAACUAGAAAAUAAACAGAUAUCCUAUAUUAUUCCAAUUGAUGAGAAACCAUACAUUGUGCACCUGAGGCAAAGACUUUUUUUAGCUGAUAAUUUUAUGGUUUAUUUGUAUAAUCAAGGAUCUGUAAAUUCUCAUUCUUCAAAUAUUCAGACUCAAUGCUACUACCAAGGAUCUGUCGAAGGAUAUCCAAAUUCUAUUGUCACACUAAGCACGUGCUUGGGACUGAGAGGAAUACUGCAAUUUGAAAAUGUUUCUUAUGGAAUCGAGCCUCUGGAAACUGAAGCUGAAUUUCAGCACAUUCUUUAUAAAUUAAGGAAUGAAAACAUUAAAUUUGCAGUUCAUACUGAAAAUAACCGUGACAUAGGACAAAACCCAAUGGACUAUAACAUUUUCAUAAGUGAAAAAGUAGAAACAGAUGUUUCAGACCUAAUUCCUCUUUAUCUAGAAAUGCAUAUUGUGGUGGACAAAGUUUUGUAUGAUUUCUUGGGCUCUGAUAGCAUGAUAGUGACAAAUAAAGUCAUCGGAAUUAUUGGCCUUGUAAAUUCAGCAUUUGCCCAACUUAAAGUUACUAUUGUGCUGUCAUCACUGGAGUUGUGGUCAGAUAAAAAUAAGAUUUCUACAGUUGGUGAGGAAGAUGAAUUAUUGCAUAAAUUUUUAGAAUGGAAAAAAUCGUAUCUUACCCUGAGACCUCACGACAUUGCAUAUCUAUUCAUGUAUAGAGAUUAUCCAGAUUAUGUGGGAGCAACAUUUCCUGGAAAGAUGUGUAUUACUAAUUACUCUGCAGGGAUUGCUUUGUAUUCCGAGGAGAUAACUUUGGAGGCAUUUUCUGUAAUUGUCACCCAGAUGCUGGGACUCAGUCUGGGAAUAUCGUAUGAUAACCCGAAGAAAUGUUCAUGUUCAGGAGCUAUCUGUAUAAUGAAUCCAGAAGCUAUGCAAUCCAGUGGUGUGAAGACCUUUAGCAGUUGCAGUGUGAGUGACUUCAGACAUUUUGUUUCAAAUAUGGGUGCCAAGUGUCUUCAGAAUAAGCCACAAAUGCAAGUGGGUCGAGCAGCGAUCUGUGGCAAUGGCAGAGUGGAGAAGCCUGAGGUCUGUGACUGUGGGACUGAGGAGCAAUGUGGACCUGCCAGCUGUUGCGAUCCCAUGACCUGUGUGCUGAAACAGGGAUCAGAAUGCGAUAGAGGGUUAUGCUGCCACGGCUGUAAAUUUGCUAAAGCAGGUUCAGUGUGUAGGCCUGCUGCACAUCCUGACUGUGAUCUUUCUGAAUCUUGCAACGGAACCUCAGGAGAUUGUCUUCCUGAUGUGACUAUACUCAAUGGACGAUCAUGUAAGACAAAAUACAUUUGCUAUGGGGGAGACUGCCAAGACCUCGACGCACGCUGCCAGUCCAUCUUUGGAAGAGGUUCAUCAAAUGCUCCAUUUGCCUGCUAUGAAGAAAUACAAUCUCAAAUUGACAGGUUCGGGAACUGUGGUAUGGAGAGGGGCCAGUAUCGGUUCUGCCAGUGGAGGAAUCUCAUAUGUGGAAGGUUAAUUUGCACCUACCCCACUCGAACUCCUUUCUACCGAGACAAUGUCGCUGUGCUCUAUGCUUACGUGCGCAACGUCAUAUGCAUAACUCUGGACUACAGUCUGCAUGGCUUGCUCACAGACCCAAUGAUGGUCAAGGAUGGCUCUCAGUGUGAUGAAGGGAGGGUUUGUGUAAAUCGUGAGUGUGUAGAAUCGAGGAUGCUCAAGAGUGACUUUCACACCUGUUCGGCAAAGUGCAGUGGCCAUGGAGCUCCCUGGUCCUGCUGCACCACUGUCUUGGCUGUGCGGAUGAACAAAGCCGCUGGUCAGGACUACUACGUGGGCGCUGCAGGUACGAAUCUGGACAAGAUCCUGUGGUUGCAAGCCCCUCCUGCCCCCUCCCUCAAAUCAGAGCCCCAGCGGGCUAGCCUCACCAUUUCUUGCAUGAUCUCUGUGAGCAGAGUUCGAGUAGACACUCCCAAGAAGCUACUCGAAAUGCUGGAAGGUCUGGAUGUUCACGCUGAGCAAUCUUUUCCUGUUGGUGGAAUGGUGUGCACUUCCCAGCAGCACUGCCAGUGCGAUAAGGGCUGGACGGGCGCCACCUGCAACCAGCAGUCCAGAGAGGCCGACGGCCUCCCAGCAGGUUUAAUCAUGAAAAGAGCUUUUUGGAAAUCGGAAAAGAACCGGUGGCUUCUAGGUUUCUAUAUCACUUUAUCUGUUCUCAUCAUAGCAACCGUAAUAGCUAUUUCAUGGAAUCAACUGAAAAAGUCGUUCACCAAGGAAGAGGAAUCCCUAAGUAGCGAAUCAGAAAGCAGCACUUACACAUAUACCACCACCGGAUCCAGAUCAGAAAGCAGUAGCCAAACGGAUAUUGUCAGAUCCAGUUCAGAAAGUAGUGCCCAAAUGUAUACCAGCAGAUCUGAAUGACAGGAAACUACCCAAAUAUAAAGUACUAGUAACUGGUAAUUCCUUCAGAAGGCGAUGGAUAAUCCUGAUUGUCUCACUGAGAAAUGAACAUUCUGCCUUCCCUCUCCUUGUCACAGCUGAAGGAAACAAUAAACU